ACGGAUACUGAUUCAUUCAACCACCUCUUUAGCCUGGUAGCCAACAUACAACCGAAAACAAGCUCUUUCGACCAUUUUUGUGUAUAUUGAUCUCGGUGUUUUUAACACAAUCCUCUUUACGUAUGUAGAUACGUUUAACUUAAAGUAAUUUGCGGAAUCUGCCCAUCUGUAAUUUGCUUGUUAAAUGUACAAAUGUGUUGAUUAUACCGAGUCUAGCACUAAGCUUAUCGUUAAUGCUAGCUAGCCCGACCAUGAACUCACUGAACGACUACCCUCCUGUUAAAGAAGAGGUCUGCUGGACGGAGAAAGAAGCUCUGGGUCUGAACAUUGUCCUGAAAGAAGAGAAGGGGGAUAUUACAGUGAAAGAAGAGAACAUUUUCGAGUGAAAGAUGAAGAGGGGAUAGAGGCUGUCUCAGUGGAAGAAGAGGAGGGGAUAGAGGCUGUCUCAGUGGAAGAAGAGGAGGGGAUAGAGGCUGUCACAGUGGAAGAAGAGGAGGGGAUAGAGGCUGUCACAGUGGAAGAAGAGGAGGGGAUAGAGGCUGUCACAGUGGAAGAAGAGGAGGGGAUAGAGGCUGUCACAGUGGAAGAAGAGGAGGGGAUAGAGGCUGUCACAGUGGAAGAAGAGGAGGGGAUAGAGGCUGUCACAGUGGAAGAAGAGGGGAUAGAGACUGUCACAGUGGAAGAAGAGGAGGGGAUAGAGGCUGUCUCAGUGGAAGAAGAGGAAGAAGCUUUCAGAAUGAAAGAGGAGGAAGAGGAGGCCAUCAGUAUCACAUUGAAAGAAGAGAAGGAUGUUACAGUGAAAGAAGAGAGAACAUUUUAGAGUGAAAGAUGAAGAGGGGAUAGAGGCUGUCUCAGUGGAAGAAGAGGAGGGGAUAGAGGCUGUCUCAGUGGAAGAAGAGGAGGGGAUAGAGGCUGUCACAGUGGAAGAAGAGGAGGGGAUAGAGGCUGUCACAGUGGAAGAAGAGGAGGGGAUAGAGGCUGUCACAGUGGAAGAGGAGGGGAUAGAGGCUGUCACAGUGGAAGAAGAGGAGGGGAUAGAGGCUGUCACAGUGGAAGAAGAGGAGGGGAUAGAGGCUGUCACAGUGGAAGAAGAGGAGGGGAUAGAGGCUGUCACAGUGGAAGAAGAGGAGGGGAUAGAGGCUGUCACAGUGGAAGAAGAGGGGAUAGAGACUGUCACAGUGGAAGAAGAGGAGGGGAUAGAGGCUGUCUCAGUGGAAGAAGAGGAAGAAGCUUUCAGAAUGAAAGAGGAGGAAGAGGAGGCCAUCAGUAUCACAUUGAAAGAAGAGAAGGAUGUUACAGUGAAAGAAGAGACAGAACAUUUUAGAGUGAAAGAUGAAGAGGGGAUAAAGGCUGUCACAGUGGAAGAAGAGGAAGUAGAAGUUUUCAGAAUGAAAAGGGAGGAAGGGGAGGCUGUCACCUUGAAAGAAGAAGAGGAGGAUGUUUUGGGAGAUGAAGGAGAGGAAGAGGAGACUGAAGAUCUGAUUAACACCAGAGAGAGACCAGACUCUCACUCUGACAGCGGAAAGAGUCCUUCGGGGGGACCAGACCCAGUGACACCCAAACCAGCGAGACAACACCACUGCUCCCAAUGUGAAAAGAUAUUUUCCCUAUCAUGGGCCCUAAAAAGGCAUGAGAGGACACACACAGGAGAAAGGCCUUUCCAAUGUUCCCAGUGUGGAAAGAGUUUUACUUUGUUAGGAAACCUCAGGGAGCAUAAGAGAAUACACUCUGGAGAGAAACCUUACCACUGUUCCCAGUGUGGAAAGAGUUUCGCCUGGUUAGGGAGCCUGAAGCAGCAUGAGAGGAUACACACAGGGGAAAAGCCUUUCCAAUGUUCCCAGUGUGGAAAGCGUUUUACCCAGUUAGGGACCCUAAAAGAGCACGAGACAACACACGCACAAGAAAAGCUCUACCAAUGCUCCCUGUGUGGAAAGAGUUUUAUCAAUUUUACACAUCUGAAUAAGCAUGAAAGAAUACAUACACAGGAGGAGAAGACAUACCACUGCUCUCAGUGUGGAAAGACAUUUUCCCAGUCAGAGGACCUGAAAACACAUGAGAGAAUAGAGAGGCUGUGUUCUGACUUAAGUUUUUGACCUGAGAAUUUAGGUUUUCGUUUAUGCCAAAUGAAAUCAUAUUGUUAACAUGAAAUCAUUAACAAAAUAGACCUACUCUUUUCAAGUUUUCAUCUGGAGAUGAUAAAUACUAUAAAUGAUAAAUACUAUACUAUAAAUACUAUAUACUAUACUAACCUUCAUCCAUUGCAUACGAGUAUAAACCCUCUACUAUUGUUCAUUAUAUUUGGGGGAUAUUGCUAAAUGUUAAUUAUUAUAUAGAUGAAUGGAGUUUUGCAUUUCUUGAUUCUAACCUUAAACCUCUGGGAUUUGAUGUGAUCUGGCUUUUCGCUAAAUGAAUUUGAUUGAAUACA
Molecule: messenger RNA, 2425 nt
Organism: Oncorhynchus kisutch (coho salmon)
Lineage: Eukaryota; Metazoa; Chordata; Actinopteri; Salmoniformes; Salmonidae
Product: gastrula zinc finger protein XlCGF17.1-like
Exons: 2
Coding region: 1239-2093 (284 amino acids)
Biological process (GO): regulation of transcription by RNA polymerase II
Cellular component (GO): transcription regulator complex; chromatin; PcG protein complex
Molecular function (GO): DNA-binding transcription factor activity, RNA polymerase II-specific; RNA polymerase II cis-regulatory region sequence-specific DNA binding
Source: RefSeq, a predicted model, not a curated record